GGGCGGGACUUACCAGCUCUAUUGUCAUAGACAUUAGUUCGUGUUGUGUGGACGGGCUCUAACGUAUGCCUGCUGUUGUUUUGUAGCCCGUGCAGCGAAAGUAGGCUAGACCUACGCUAACUUUACAUUAUUUUCUUCCCGCUAUAAAGUCUAGCAAAGGGUAAACUUGCAAUGUCUCUGCCGACUGAUAAAGGAUCUGAUCUAAAACGGAUUAUCCGCGGUCAUUUAGUCCAGAUGAACAUCCAUGACAAGAUACGUAGUAUACUGACAGAAACAAGGGAGGACUUGGAUCCUGGAUUUGUGUCCGAAGGGGACUUGCUGCGUGCUUUGGAGCAGAGAGGAGUCGUUGACGAUGUUAUGAAGGAACUGACGCUACACGUCGACAGCGUGACAGAAGCAGAGAUUUCAGACCCCCCAAACAAGUCUGAAAAAAUCAGUGUGACUCAUGCAGAGAAAAUUAAUAUUGAUCUCAAAAGAAGAUACCUGAAUGUUCAAAUCCUGGGGGGAAAGGCAUUUCUUGAACAUUUACAGGAGCCUGACAAAACACUUGGUGGGAUCUGUUCUACCUUAACACUCUGUCUUGGCUUCUGUAACCAACGUUUCCGUUCCAAACCCGUACCUUGUGCUUGUGAACCAGAUCUACAAGAGAGCUUCUUAUUAGAGGUCCAUCAAGAUGCAACAGGGAAUGGAAACAAAAUGGCAGACAGUUCCACAAUGCUGUCCAUGUGUGAUCCCAUCCAUAUGGUGCUUAUCAAAACGGACACAUCAGGGGAUACUGUGCUCACGUCCUCACACUUCCUGGACUGGCGAACUGUUCUUUGUGCUCCUCAUGGAAGGACCAGCAUUGCAAUUGAGCUUCUUGGAGUUGGGAGUGAGUGCAAAGUGCCUAUUGGAGUUCUUAAUGUGAAGCUGGAGCUCUAUCCUCCCCUGGUAGACCACCUCUCUGUUGAUGUCAUUACUACUCAGCAAUCCCUGGAGAGGCAGAAGACUGCAGAAAAGGAACGCUUAUUUUUAGUGUAUGCUAAGCAAUGGUGGAGGGAAUUUCUAGCGAUUCGCCCAUCCAAUCAGAACAAGCUUGUGAAGAUCUUUGCUCAGGAUGAGAAUGGCUUGAAUCGACCUGUCUGUUCAUAUGUACACAUUCUUCGGGGAGGUCGGCUUCUGGAAUCUCCACGCCAGGCAGCCCGGUUUGUAAGCCUACUGGCCCAGGAAAGGGUACCUGUGGUUGGAGGUGGCAGCUACCAUGAGCAGUGGUGCACUAUGAUGGCCUUCCUUUGCAGGAAUAAGGGAGACUGUGAGGACCAUGCAACCCUCUUGUGCAGCCUACUCCUAGGUUUCGGCCUGGAUGCCUAUGUAUGUGUCGGCACAAAGGCAAGAAACAAUCCUCAUGUGUGGGUCAUGACCUGUGGCACUGAUGGCACUGUCACCUUUUGGGAAAGCCUGACUGGUAAUAGGUACCUCCAUCGGCUGAUUGAUCCAGAUGAUCUGACAUCUCACCCUAAGCCUUCCUACCCCUACCAAACUGUUGGCUGUGUGUUUAACCAGAAGGCCUUCUUCGCAAACUGCCAGCCAACAGAUUCUGUACCGCUGUGUGUUUUUGACUUAGAAGAUAAGUCUUGCUGGAAGGCUAUGAGUGAGGAAGCACUGAAUUCUGUGUGCGCUUCAGGAUCCAUAACUUCUUUACCUCCUGUGCCCACUCUCUGUUCUUCCUCACUUGAUCCAGUUCAGGCCAGUAAUCAGAUGGAACUGGAGCUGCGCCAUUUAUUGGCCGAACACAGAAAGGACUUGGGUUUAGCUACAAUAUGGGAUGACAACCUGUCAUACCUGCUCUCUGCAGCACUGGUAGCUUAUGAGCUUGAACGAUGUACUGGUGUCUCAUGUGGCAAUGAGGAAUUUCAGGAUGCUGUCAGAAGAGCGGUCCCUGAUGGCCACACAUUUAAAGGCUUCCCUAUCCAAUUUCUGCACCAUAAUACACAUCGAGCUUUUGCUACCUGUCUCAGGUCACAUUUCUGUGAGGAGAUAGUUUGCUGUCGUGGAGACCAUGUUCGGUUGGCAGUGCGAGUGCGAGUGUUUGUCUAUCCUGAGUCAGCCUGUGCUACUUGGGUGAUGUUUGCCUGCAAGUACCACUCUAUUCUGUGAUGUGACCAGAUGUGAAAUAUUCAACAUAGACAAAUCUGUUGUAAAGGUUCAUUAUCAGUUCAUCAUGUGUGUGUAUUGUUUCUGUUUGGCUGUAUUUUGAUAAAUAAAUGUACAGAUAAAUGGUU
Alosa sapidissima (American shad) is the source of this 2261-nucleotide messenger RNA. It is a transcript of the gene cep76, whose product is annotated as centrosomal protein 76. Bases 172 to 2136 code for a protein of 654 amino acids. NCBI's taxonomy places the organism in Eukaryota, Metazoa, Chordata, Actinopteri, Clupeiformes, Clupeidae. The transcript has 12 exons. The record is from RefSeq and is a predicted model, not a curated record.